This is a messenger RNA of Monopterus albus (swamp eel), 2717 nucleotides long. RefSeq lists its product as uncharacterized. Bases 187 to 951 code for a protein of 254 amino acids. NCBI's taxonomy places the organism in Eukaryota, Metazoa, Chordata, Actinopteri, Synbranchiformes, Synbranchidae. The record is from RefSeq and is a predicted model, not a curated record. The transcript is spliced from 5 exons.
AGCAGCGUUGCUUAGCAUAUACAUGAUUCAGAAGAGGAGGAGAUUAAGAAGAAGAAAAGACACAAUGGCUGAACCUGGAAGGAAAGAGGAUACAUGUGCAUAAAAACAUCAUAACGAGACUACAACCACGGCAGAAGAGCUGAGGAGAAGCACCAGUCCUUACAGUGAAAUGCAAAACAGCUGACAAUGGGGACCACAGCAUUGCUUUUACUUUGUCUUGUACCUGUAUUCACAUGUGCAACACAAGAGCGGCUGAGACUAAAUGUGACUCCCAAGAUUACUGCAGAGUAUGGGAAACAGGUUGUCCUGCAAUGCAGUGUGUCCUCCAUGUCUCCAAAUACACUAGCAAUCAAACAUAUGGAAUGGUCCCAAAACAAAACACCUUUAUGUUCUGUGGACAGCGAAGGAAACGUUACUAUACACAACAGAACCGCAAGUGACUUCAACUGCAUCUAUAAGAGCCAAGAGCUGUCUCUGAUCUUUCGCAAAGUGCAGCCACUGGAGAGUGGAAAAUCCACGCCCUACAUGUGCAAACUGCGCUCCGACCAAGGAGUUCGACAUGAAUAUUCAACAGUGGAGCUGGAAGAGUGUUGUGGGCACAUUGAAGGCAUUCUGACGAGUCAGGGCCCUGCUUGCACCUUCAGCCAUGUCUACCCAGACGGAGAUGUGCACUGGUUUCACGGCUCCCACAGUUUCUUAGGUGGAUCUCUGGGACACAACACUACUAAACGUGUGGAGGAGGGGGGCUGGCUGACAAUCCAUAGCUCCCUGGAGCGGGACAGCUCAGAUGAGCCCUACAACUGUUCCUUGAAGAGCACUGUAUCUGGUACAUACAUUGCGAGUACUAUGAUUCCCAAAUCUGAAUUUUUACACAGCAGUGCAGUCAGAUCACUGAGACCUGUGAGGACAGCUGUGGGUAUUUCAAUCUUACUUGCUGUCACACUGAAAUAAUGUAUUGUCCUAUGUAAUUUCAUGAUAUGAACUGUUAUAAGCUAUCAGGGUAACGUUGAUUUGGAGUAAUGAGCUACAGCGAGGUACUUAGGUUUCUGUUUUUGUUUUUUUUAAUCCCAGACUUCUCAGUUAAUGAGUCAUCUUGCAUGGUUCAAAGGUUUAUUAUCAUUCCUUUUAGCUCUUGCUGAACAAGCAAAUUAUAGACUGUUGAGAGGUGUAAACAAGGUAGCCAAUCAUUACACUGUAUAAGAUACCUUUGUUGUUGUGAUUCGAUUGAGAGUUAUGGAUGAGGGAGCAGGAUGUAUUGGUUCAAUUUAAUCGUGAUCUACAAAAUUUCUCCCACAAAUUUUUUGUAGCAUGCCAUAUAUGUAUUUUGUACUUGAGAUGACUUUAAAAUAACUCUUCAUUGGUGUGUUCACCAUACACCUAUGGCCCAGAUGUCUAUGUGUGACGACUCUUGAACUGAAUGUAGACCUUAAAAGAUGGGCUCUACUGUGAAUUUCCUUCACAAACACUGUAGUCUUUGUGGGCGAAAUAUCAAACACCUGGACCAGUCAUGUACCAACUGGUUUGUGAGUGGAUACUGCCCUCUGGUGAUUGACCUAAAUCAAAAUGUUUUCAUUUAGUGGUAUGCAGACAGCGUUGAUUUUACCUUCUAAGGUUUUUGUAAAGUGCCAGUACAAUGGAGAUAAAUGGUUUAGGAUGUUACAGAAUUUAAAACCACUUCCACAGGGACUAUUUUUCUGUAGAAACCAGCUCCAAUGAAAACCGUGGGAUGGAUUAUCUACAGCGAUGAGGAAAUAUCACUGUACAAUGCUCUGAGCAGCACAUGUGAAAUUCCAUUUAUCUCAGUCUUAUAGGCGUGGCUGCAGAAAUUUCAGAGACCUGUGCAACUAAGACCAAAACUUUCUGUAUGGCAGCAUGCCACAUAAGUGAGAAAAUAUCUUUCAGUGAUUUUGGUAAACCAACCCUUUAUGCUGGACAUAUUACAGGAGUAUCUGUGAACAUGCAGUGACAGAUCAUGUAAACAAAAUCAAAGUUAGGUACAAAAGUGUAUUAUUUUAUGUCUUUUCAUUUGAAAUUUAGCAGUGUUCUUGGCACAACAGACAAGAAGACAGAUCAUUUCUCCUGUUUCCUUCAACUUUACCUCUGUCUUUCAUUAGUCUAGUUUUUGCAGAUAUGCUGUAGCUCAGCAGGGCAAACCCAGCUCCAGGGCUAAAUCUCAGUGCACCCUCCUCAGAAAGGGUAUUUGAGAGGCUUUUCAAGUCAGAAUGACCGUGCUAAUGUGCAGUCACCAAGCUGACACCAUGCAGGGACAGGUUGAGCUUUCAGCAAGAUGAUGCUACAGCUGAGAGCUUACUGGAUAAAUGAACACAAGGACACCUUGACCAUUCCAGCACACAUGGAUACAACCAGACACAGAUCUCAUGCUCUCACUCUCUCUUUUUACACUGACGUACAUUCAUUUCCCGGAGACCUACCCUAACCUUAACACAGAUUCUCUCUCUCUCUCUCUCACACACACACACACACACACACACACCUACCUCUAUAUUUAUGAGGAUACUCACUGGCAUAAUCCAUUCCCUAGCUCUUUACCAUAACCUUAACCAUCAGAAUUAAAUGCCUAACCAUACACCUUCACCUAGCCUAAACCUAAUUCUAACCUGAACCCUAAAACUAAGUCUUAAUCCUCAAAAAGAUGUUUCAGAAAGCGAGGACCUGCCAAAAUGUCCUCACUUUCCAAAAAUGUCCUUGCUCUGUAG